Messenger RNA from Sarcophilus harrisii (Tasmanian devil), 4007 nucleotides. RefSeq names its product collagen alpha-2(VIII) chain-like. Lineage: Eukaryota; Metazoa; Chordata; Mammalia; Dasyuromorphia; Dasyuridae. The record is from RefSeq and is a predicted model, not a curated record. The transcript has 3 exons. The coding region runs from base 1 to 1413 and encodes 470 amino acids.
AUGGAAGGGAGCGGAGCGGAGCGCCGGGGAGCGCCGGGGGCGGGGGCCCCCCGCGGCAGACCUGUUGCACGGGCUCGCGUGGGCGCAGCGAGGGGGGCGCGGUGCGGGACCGCUCUCCGCGCUGCCCCCGCCCCCAGCCGGGAGCUCCGGGAGCUGCUGCACCCCCCUCCCCCCGAGCGCGCUGCCGAGAGCAGGACCCGAAGUUGCCAGAAGUUGCUGCAGGGGCAGCUCCCGCAGAAAGUGCCGGGCUGCGCCUCGGGGCCGGGGCGGGCGGCGUGGAAGCGGCGGCGUCGUCGUUGCUCUCCCUGGUCCAGGGCGCCGAGUGCUCGGCUCCCGCUGCCACUUUCCCUAGUUAACGACCGGCUCGCGCCGCCCUCCCUCCCUCCCUCCCCCGGCGGGCUCCGAGCCCCGCGUUCCUCCUCAGCCGGGGGCCGCCCGGGAAGGCCCUUCCAGCCGUCGGAGGCAAAGUUCUGUGACGCUCGGGCUCUGGUUAGGAAAGCAGUCAGUGCACUACAGAACUUUGUCUCCGGAGGCUGCACCGCCCCGGCCCCGAACGGUUCCUGCAGGUGGACUCGCCGCGACGGGCGCCCGGGGGGCGGGGGCUGCGGGGACCGGGACCGUGCGGAGACCCCCCCCCCCCCCCCCCCCGGCGCUGGGAACGCGAACUCCCGACGGGCCCCCGACGGCUGGGGGGGGGCUGCGAGGGCCGGGACCGCUCGGAAACCCCCCCCCUCCCCCCCGGCGCUGGGAACGCGAACUCCCCGACGGGCCCUCCGCCCUCCUCCGGGGGCCCCCCUGGGCAGGGAGCGCAAACAGCCCGUCUGGGCCCGCUGGGGGUUCCUCCGAGAGUGCCCCGGAGCCGUCGGGACGCGCGGCGGGCUUCUCGCUCCCGGGCCGGGCCGGCCGCCUGCGGGGAAGGAGCUUCUUCGCCGAAGCCCCGGGAAAUCUCCCUCUGUUCCCAGGCUGACCUGGGCAGGAUCCCGGACCUGCCGCCGCCCUCCGAAGGAGCCCGACGCCCUCCGGGAUCUCGCGAGCGAAGCGGAGCCACCUCGGGAGCCCCUUCCAGCUGUUCGGCUUCAGAAGCUCAUUGGGGGCGGCUCGGGCUUGUUCCGGGCUCUCCCGCCCCCGCUCCCCUUACCUGAGCGGGCCGCCCCUGGCCCGCGGGUGGGGAAUGGACUGUCCCCCUCCUGCUGGAACACACGGCCCCUCCCUCCGCGGGGACGAAAGCUCGGGGGUGCCGGCGGGGAAUCUGUGCCGGGCCGGCCUCUGGGGCCCGGCCUCUGGGGCCCGGCCUCUGGGGCCCGGCCUCUGGGGCCCGGCCUCUGGGGCCCGGCCUCUGGGGCCCGGCCUCUGGGGCCCGGCCUCUGGGGCCCGGCCUCCGGACUGUGCAGAGUGUUACAGGGCCGCCCGUGAACGGCCCAGGAAAGGAGCCUUGAUGGGGAUCCCGGGUCCGAUCGCCUUUGAAACCCAGGCUCUAGGAAGUUCCUUUAAAGGCCCCCGAGCUUCCCUUCCCUCAUCUGUGAAAUGGGCUUGACAUAAGCCAAAGUCUCACAGGGUUUCGGUGUGGCCACGCGAGAAGGGCUUUGUUGGCCGUUAUUAAGGGAUGGGCCCCAGCGGGACCGAGACUAAGGGAGGACCAGCCGAGGGCAGGGAGGGCCCCAUGGCUCGGGCCUGAGCUCUCCCGAACCAUUCCCAGCAUUUAAGCAAGGGGCUCGGGAAGGCUCCGCAGGUGCCGGGAGCGGCCGGGUUCUCUCUCACCCUCAUUUUCCCGGUCCUGCUUUCUCCCUCAGGUUUUCCUUUCAACCCCUGCUCAAAGGUAAAAAGCCGAAGAAGGACGGGAUUGUUUUAAAACCUUGUGGAAAAUUAAAGAAAUGAAACAAGCUGUGAUUCUCAACCUGAUUUAGGGGUACCUGCCUUGCAGGCUGGCUUCGCAGGGCAUCCCUUGUUUUCAGAAUUCCCAUUUCGCACCCUUGUUCUCCACCCUUAUCCCACCCAAACUCUAAUCAAGGCCACUUGUAAGAAGGAAAAACUGGGGUGGGGGUGGGCAGGGGCUUGGAGAAGUUUGGGGUCAGAUGGAGGUGGGGUUGGGCUGGGAGUAAGUGGGACACACUCAGUGGCUUGUUAAGGAACCUCAUUAAUUAAGAGGUUAAACAGGUAGUGGUGGUCCCAUGGUUUAUUCCUUCAUUUACAGCACAGUUGACAUUGGAGGGCUCCCAGGUGCCCUGGUGAGUGCUCGCUUUAUGGGGGCAGCACCGUGCAGGAGAAGAGGCCCUGGGUUCAGAUCCUCCUGGCUCCCUCUGAUUUGGGGCAAGUUUGUUCCCCUCAGUUUCCUCUGGCACAAGAUGAGGGGAUCGAUGAGUUGGGUCCCUGGGCUGACCAAGUAACAGCAGUCUCUUGCCACAAGUAAUUUCUGUGUCUGAACCCCUUUACAUUAGCGUUCUUGUUUCUAAAAAAGCCAGCACUUUUGUUUUGCUCCCAAAAAUAUUAGGGUUCCUUGGAAUUUCCCUCCAAAGACUGGGAAUUUCAGUUUUUCGGUUGGGUGACCUGGUGAUUUCUCAAGGGUCUUCUUUGUAAAACAAAGAUUGAGAAGUAUUUUGGCUUGAGGGCGAGACUGGCGUGGCUGGGGAGCCCCGGGAAGGAUCUGUAUCGGCCCUACCGGCCACCUUUCUCAAGCCUCUCAUUCCCUCAUUGCAGAGUGAGUGCUUUUAAUGAUGGGUAAAGGCUCCAUCCUGACCCACACUGUCUCUCCCCUGUUCCCAUCUCCUCUUAGAAUCCCUGCUUUCCUUCGAGACUCGUCCCCUGUAAGUGGCCAUUGCUGCCACCCUUUUCCUCCACUCACUCCCAGCUGCCAGCAUCUCUCUGCUGCUAUGCAUAGAUCGCAUUGUGGGGCUUUAUCCGAGUCCUUCCCUUAUUCGAAUGUACAGUCACUAUGGGAAGGAAUUUCCAUUUCCCCCCUUUUGUGUUCUCGUGCCAGCCCCGUGCCCGGAUUGUAGCAGACUGGUAGAAUCGGCUCUAGAACCAGCAGUGACCUCAGAGGCCACUCUGCCCCAUGGAGAAGGCGGCAGAUCUGGAGGUGUGAAGUCCCUCCAAGUCCUCAGUAGGUUAAAAUGGAAAGCUGUGCUGGGCCCAUCUCAGAAGGCAUACAUUAGGUGCCUACUAUGUGCCAGGCAUACAGUGGGGCUAUGGACACAAACUGAUGCUGCACUCGGGGGCUUGUAGUCUCCAUAGAAGACGCCAAGACCUCUUGCUGAUCCCAAGCUAUGCGGUUCCCACCCUGCUUAGAACCAUUUUCAUUUUUCCAGAUCUAAAAGUCUAUUUCCGGGUAAUGGCAGUUUGGCUUUCGAAAGCUCUUUCCAAGAAUCCCAGCCAGAUGAUGGCUCUCCUGCCUUCUCCUCCUUGUUCCUGGUGAAGGCUCAGCCCGGGUGCUGGCUGCCUCCUGCCACAGGGACUUCCUGGUUUUCCUCGGUGACAGGCCAGGCCCUUUGCCUGGAUUUUGCACCACUUGGGAGACCCCGGCCCGGGACCCCUGGCCUGUGCUCCCUGAGCAAAGCAGAAUUGAAGUAGCCCAGAGGAGUGCAUAAGGUUAGAGCCCCCCCCCCCCAAUUUCACGGGGACUCCUCGUGGCCGACGCCCCCCUGGCUCCCUCGGCCACGUAGCUCGAUUCUGACAGGGGAGGUCAUUGUGUGGCUCUGAGAGAGAAGGACGGCAACCAACCAACCGUUCCAUCAGGGAACAUUGCUUUUGAUUCUGCAGGGCCAGCAGGCAGGAGGUGCUUAGGAAAUCCCUGCUGAUAGAAGCAGGUUAGGCCAGGUAGGCCGGGGAGGUGAGGGAGGUGCUUGUAACCAGGAGGAAGUUGUUGGGUGACUCGGCUCCCUCCCCGGAGUCACGGGGCCUCCAGAGAUGACCCUUCCAGCCUGAGAUUCCCAGAGGACUUCAGUUUCCCGGACCCUCAUUCUGGGCACUUGGGGGAGAUGGCAGGCUCUGCUGCCUGUAAAUGGGCUUGGGGA